AUCACUUUCUGUUUGUCAGAAGCUAUGAGGUACUGAGUGUUAAUCAAAUUAAUGAUGUAAUAUAUCCGUAUAUACUACAGGGUUUUAUGAUAAAUUCUUUAAUUUCAUUUUGCAAUAGUAUUGCUGAAUAGUAUUUCAUAUAACUGAGCAGCAGGAACAGAAGGUUAAAAAGUGAUAAAGAAAAAAUGUUAGUGUCUGACAAAUGUAAAGAAAUGUCAGAAAUUAAGUGUUUUUGAUAAGGAUUCUAGACGACUGGUAACUUUUGUUUUACAGUAGGAUUUAUAAGAAUUUCAUGCUAUUUUACACACUACGAAUUAAGAAUGCAGAGAUUUUUAAAUGAAACUGUUUUAAUUGUGCUUAUGAUUUGGUUGGAUGUUACUUCAUCAUUAAUAAAACCAGGGAGAAGAGUUUGUCCAAUUUCACGUGCUUCAUCUCAAGUAGUUCCGUCACCUCAAACUUACAUUAGACCAUUCAUUAUACCAUGCAAUGGGGAGAAAUGUAGUAACUCAAGUCGACUAGUUUAUAAAGUAGCUGUACGAACCGUGUUCUAUCGUCAAGUUGUCCAUGACGCUGUGAGGAAGUGCUGUCCAGGGUGGACGAACUUUGAACCAAAUGAUGAACUAUGCAUGAAGCCUGUGUGUAAAAGUGAAUGUUUAAAUGGAGGCUCAUGUAGAGGACCUGACUACUGCGCAUGUCCACAAAACUUUACAGGUCCUUUGUGUGAACUAGACGUGAAUGAAUGUGAUACUGGGAACCACAAAUGUCAACAAUUAUGUAACAAUACCGUUGGUGGUUAUUCUUGCAGUUGUUAUGAUGGAUUUCGACCAACAAACGACAGAGAAUGUGAAUUUUGUCCGUUAUGCUUAAGAGAGUUUGAGAGCGUAAUGAACAAAGUUGAUGAACUACAAACAAGACUAAAGACUGUGGAAAGUUCAAAGGAAGAAUUUAAGGACGAUGUUCAGGACUUAGAAAGAAAUUACCGCGAAGCAAUGGAUAUGGUCGGAGAACUGAGAGCUGCUCAGACAAAAGCUCCGUCUACAACUCCAGCGCUAUCUAAAGAUGAGAACCGAAUAAACCCAAGAAAUAAUUUUGAACUUAUUACAUCUUUGAGUGAUCAGCUUGGUGCCAUUGAGGAACAAAUAGGUUUCAUGAUGGGUCAGAUAGAUUCGGAUGAUGAUGACCAAGGACGAAGGCGAGGACGUGGAUAAGUGUCAUAUUGUAUAUGCACUAACAAUAUGGGAAGAAGAUCUACAAAAGCACUUAAAGAUAACAUUGGCAAAACUGACAAAUUUUUGCCUUAAAAAUACAUUGUGUUUCUGUGUUUUA
Mytilus trossulus (common blue mussel) is the source of this 1326-nucleotide messenger RNA. Its product is annotated as epidermal growth factor-like protein 7. Gene Ontology annotation, molecular function: signaling receptor binding; calcium ion binding. Lineage: Eukaryota; Metazoa; Mollusca; Bivalvia; Mytilida; Mytilidae. Gene Ontology annotation, cellular component: cell surface; extracellular region. The coding region runs from base 321 to 1208 and encodes 295 amino acids. Gene Ontology annotation, biological process: anatomical structure development. The record is from RefSeq and is a predicted model, not a curated record. The transcript has 8 exons.